ACAACAUAUGUAUUUUCAUCGAAGUCUGGAAUCUACAUAGCAAUGUCGAAAUAACACAAAACAAGGAUCUUUAAGAAAAUGGACCACUGUGUAGUGGAGGAAGUGGACGAUGUGGUAGAAGAGGCGCAUUUGCUGACACAACUAAGAACUAGACACAAAAUUCAAAAGUAUAUCUUAAGAUCUGAUGUUUUGGAGCUGAAACCGAGAACGCGACGUCAAGGCAAAUGUGUGGGAGCAGCUCUAGAAGUUGUCAACUAUCAAAUGGUGGCCAACAUGGUUCUUCCAGAGACACCAAAGGAGUACAACUAUAUUAGUAACAUCAUAUGGUUUCACUUAGCCCAUCAUAUAGCUCCAGAAGAUGUUCAGAGGUUUGCCAUGAUUUGUAUUCAAAGUGCAAAUUGUGUAAGAUAUGCAAGUUUCUGGCGUCAUCUAUAUCGAAAACACUGCCUAAGAUCUUUGCAGUUACCGAAACAUUUGCAAGCUCAGCAAAUUACCAAUCGUGAUGUACAUUCCUUAAGACCUUUGGUUAUAGAAGCUCUAUUCCAUUGCCAUCCACCAUUGAGUAAUCGUUUAAAAUCUAAUUUUCCUUUGGAAACAUUGGUGGGAAAGUCAUAUGUAUCCUCAUGGCAUCUAAUGGAUCAGCAGUGUAUUUGGAUUAUGUGCUACAAAUUUCAACACCAUACUUUGAAACAUAAAUCUGAAGCAGUUCGUUUGGAAAAGCAAGAUCAUGUCGAUGUCGUGGAAGAUUGGGAAUCGUUGGCUAAUGAAGAUGAUAACGUUGUAAAUAGAAAAACAUUGAGAAAAGAUUAUACAAACGAAGGAGCCAGUCUCUUAGUUAUAUGGUGUGAUCGUUUUAUACCAUUUCCUACGGACUACCUUUAUACGAGUUCAUCGUUUGCGUUUCGAUUGAAAGCCGCACGAGAGCUUUUGUCUAACGAUAUGAGAUCAAUUAAUUUGGAAAUGGAUUUAGUUUCAUUGACUGGAGAUCAAAUCAUCACUUGGAAAUAUAAGCAAAUAAAAAAAUAUAAAGUGUUACCUUGGUGGCAUACUGAUUUUAGAGAAUUUAAUAAAUAAUACAAACCGAAAA
Molecule: messenger RNA, 1087 nt
Organism: Stomoxys calcitrans (stable fly)
Lineage: Eukaryota; Metazoa; Arthropoda; Insecta; Diptera; Muscidae
Exons: 2
Coding region: 79-1074 (331 amino acids)
Biological process (GO): regulation of protein stability
Cellular component (GO): SCF ubiquitin ligase complex
Source: RefSeq, a predicted model, not a curated record